GCCCGGUGCAGAUAGGACCUCGCGAAUAGUGGCGCGCCGCACGCGCAAUGACGGCCCCGCACGAGGAGCCAACGGUCGGUAUUGAAAAAUCAUUUUAUUUGUCAUAACGCUCUUCGGGCAUAACGAGUACAAACAAGCGAGGAGCCACCGUUUCUGAAACGUUUCCAUCUGCUGGACGUUAACCCCUGCCCGUCUCGGCUGGGUUGUGUGUGGGGACGGAUUGCGUGUUCCCGCCCGCAGUCAGGAUGCACAUGAGUAACUUAUUAAAUCAAUGGACUGAGAUCCCGAGGAUGUGUGAGGUGGACGUCCCCUCAGAGCCCACCAGCCCCACGCUGUAUGGCGAGUCCUCAGACACGUACUACCAAGUGGACCGCUGGCAGAGGCUACGCACAGCCGUGCGCAAGCUGGAGUUCUGGGAGAACUUCACCACAGAGCUCAUUGGCAGCGGUUUCUUCUCUAAGGUCUACAAGGCGAUACACACAACAACUCGAAAGGUGAUGGUGGUGAAGAUCUACAAGAACGAUGUAGACCAGGACAGCAUUGUGCGGGAGAUCAGCCUUCUGCAGAAGCUCUCUCACCCCAACAUAGUCAGGUAUCUCGGAAUAUGUGUGAAAGAAGAUAAGCUGUACCCAAUUCUGGAGUAUGUAAGCGGGGGUUGCCUAGAGGAGCUUCUGGCCAGGAAGGAUGUGUCCCUAAGCUGGAAGGAGAAGGUGGAGCUGGCUUGUGACAUCUCUAGGGGAAUGGUCUACCUGCACUACAAGAACAUCUACCACAGGGACCUCAAUUCCAAGAACUGCCUGAUCAGAUUGACAGCAAGAGGCCGAGAAGCUGUAGUGACCGACUUCGGCUUGGCCAGAGAGGUGGUGGAGCUGCCGGUCAAAGAUCCCAGUAGGAAGCUGUCCUUGGUGGGCUCGGCUUUCUGGAUGGCCCCCGAGAUGCUGAGAGGGGAGCCGUACGACCGCAAGGUGGACGUGUUCUCCUUCGGCAUUGUGUUGUGUGAAAUUCUGGGCAGAAUUCCAGCAGAUCCAGAAAUCCUUCCCAGAACCCAGGAUUAUGGCCUGGAUGUGACUGCAUUCCGGGAGAUAGUGAGCGGGUGUCCUGCACGAGUACUGGAGCUAGCAUCCAGCUGCUGCCUGAUGGAAGCUUUCCGGAGGCCAUCCUUCACAGAGAUCCUUGACCAGUUGGAGGAAGUUGCAGAGAGCCUUGAGCCGCCAAGCUCAGAGUUAACGACUGGAUGAAGGUGUUGGAGUUUUCUAUAGCCCCAUCCUCCCCUCUGUGGUGACAUCAUGGACUUUGCAACCUCUCCAUGGUUACUGUGGUCACACGUGUAGAUGGCAGCACAGCACAGCUUGGGUCCCAUCCCAAAAGGACACAGUGCCAGCGGUGCUGCCCUGCAGCAGAAAUUGCUGAUGGAUGCAUAACUUCCACUUUCUGGGAAAGCACUCUGGUAGAGAGUGUGAGUGCGUUUGAGUUUGUGAGUGUGCAUUCAUGUUUUUGAACUGGACCCUUAAUGGUUAACGAAUCCCAGGAGAUUUUUUUUCCAUAAACUUUUUUUGUAAAAAAUAUCACACUGUGGAUGCUUCAAAGAAUGACCAAACUUUCCAUUCCCUCUAAGAAGUAUCAACGAGGGUAACACAAUCUCAGAAAGUACUGCAAGCACAGACUGUCAGCGGUGGAACAGAGUCUUAGUCCACUCAGCUUCUUCAUCUGUGUAGCUUAUUAUAUGUGCUUUUUGGAAAGGUGUAAAACUAACUGCUUUGUGUAAUUACUGAGUUUACAGAGGCUUAACUUGCUGAGAAUUUCCUUUUUUGUUGGUUUUUUAUGAUGCCUUGAAGGGUAGAGAAGGAUGCAUCUUAAUGACGCACAGUGUGAUUUCAGUCUUACCUGGAUGACUACUGAAUGAAUUAAGUAUUGAAAUGACAGAAAUCCCCAGCUUUGGCUAUUCUGACUUAAUGUGAUUCUUAUUUUUUAUCCAUUCUUUGGUUAGUCAUAAAAUACUUGAUAUAUUACCCCUGUAGUAUUAAUGUUUUUUAGAGAAUGA
This is a messenger RNA of Scleropages formosus (Asian bonytongue), 2041 nucleotides long. RefSeq names its product dual specificity testis-specific protein kinase 2-like. The transcript is spliced from 10 exons. Lineage: Eukaryota; Metazoa; Chordata; Actinopteri; Osteoglossiformes; Osteoglossidae. The coding region runs from base 246 to 1238 and encodes 330 amino acids. Gene Ontology annotation, cellular component: nucleus; cytoplasm. The record is from RefSeq and is a predicted model, not a curated record. Gene Ontology annotation, molecular function: protein serine/threonine kinase activity; ATP binding. Gene Ontology annotation, biological process: protein phosphorylation; actin cytoskeleton organization.